Molecule: messenger RNA, 1573 nt
Organism: Sipha flava (yellow sugarcane aphid)
Lineage: Eukaryota; Metazoa; Arthropoda; Insecta; Hemiptera; Aphididae
Gene: PheRS-m
Product: probable phenylalanine--tRNA ligase, mitochondrial
Exons: 1
Coding region: 163-1473 (436 amino acids)
Biological process (GO): phenylalanyl-tRNA aminoacylation
Cellular component (GO): cytoplasm; mitochondrion
Molecular function (GO): ATP binding; tRNA binding; phenylalanine-tRNA ligase activity
Source: RefSeq, a predicted model, not a curated record
UCAAAAUUUGGUCGUUAUGUCGCUGUGUAGUGAAUGUAAUAAUAUUCAUGUUUAACUCGAUCCAUGACUCGAGUGUUAGAUCUUUCAGCGUUUAACUUUUGUCGUAUUACAAUUUUUUUUUUAUUCAAUUUAUUGAAUGAUAAUUUUUGAAUAAAAAACAACAUGUUUAAACAAAUUUUACGAUUAAAAUGUGCUCAUAAUUUAACUUUUCGGGACUAUUAUACAUCAAAAGUAUUGAAUCUUAAUAAAAAUUAUUUAGCAUUAGAAACAGUGUUAGUGGACGGAAAACCUUUUAAGCGAGAUGAAUAUACGAAUGUUACUCCUAAUAUACUAUCAUUCAUUGGCACUAAUAAUCAUAAUCGUAUUGGCCACCCUUUAUGUUUAUUCAAACAACGACUUAUUGAUUUUUUCUAUGGUCACUUUAAAGGACGAACGGGUAAUCCAAUUUUUUCUAUUUAUGACAAAAUUAAUCCAGUUGUAACAAUAAAUGAAAACUUUGAUUCUUUGCUAGUUCCUAAAAAUCAUCCGAGUAGAAAUAAGACAGAUAGCUAUUAUAUAAAUAAAACUUAUAUGCUCAGAGCUCAUGCUACUGCUCACCAAUCUGAACUAAUAAAAAUGGGUUUAGAUAACUUUGUAAUAUUUGGAGAUGUUUAUAGGAGAGAUGAAAUUGAUUCUACCCAUUAUCCAGUAUUUCAUCAAGCUGAUGGUGUACAUAUAUUUACUCCAAAUGAAUUAGAAUUAAUUCAUGGAAGCAAUAUUAAUAUAUUUGAUCCCAACCAAUAUAUUUCAAAUGAAAAACAAGGUGUUUAUUCUAAAGAAGCCAAUGAAAUAGUUACCAAUCACUUAAAAAAUACAUUAGUGUCAAUGAUAAAACAAGUAUUUGAUGAAGAUAUUGAGUACCGUUGGCUUACCGAGUACUUUCCAUUUACACAUCCUUCAUUUGAAUUAGAAAUAUAUUAUAAUGGCCAAUGGAUAGAAGCUUUGGGAUGUGGAGUUAUCCAACAUGAAAUUUUGAAAAAUUCUGGAGCUGGCAAUCGAAUUGGUUGGGCGUUUGGUCUUGGGUUAGAACGUCUAGCUAUGCCUUUUUAUUCUAUACCAGAUAUACGUAUAUUUUGGUCAAAUGAUUCCGGAUUUCUCAAUCAAUUUGAAAAUAUACCUAAAGACGGAAGAAUAAAAUAUAAACCAGUAAGCAUAUAUCCUCAAUGUAUCAAUGACAUAAGUUUUUGGUUACCUGAAGAAAAACCAUAUUGUUCGAAUGAUUUUUAUGAACUUGUAAGAGAAUAUGGCGGUCAUUUAGUUGAACAAGUAAAAUUAAUUGAUGAAUUUCAACAUCCAAAAACUAAAAAUGUAAGUCAUUGUUACAGAAUAGUGUACAGACACUUAGAAAGAACAUUAAAUCAAGAAGAAGUGAAUGAAGUUCAUAAAUUGAUUGAAACCAAUGCUACAAAAAUAUUAGGUAUUAAAAUUAGAUAAUUAAAAUUAAUGAUUUCUGUAAUUGAAUCUAUGUUAAGACUGAUGUGUUUGUUGCUUAUAAGAUUAUAAUCUUCAAUAAAUAUAGAUAUACCAUACUAAA